AUGAAGACCCCUUUCACCAUACUUGCGGCCCUGACCGUGGCGACUACGGUAGUGGCCAGACCAUUUCCAACCAACGGGACGGAGCUCAACAAGCAUGCAAUGAUCGAUCGGCUUGCAGAUGUUCCUGAUGAAUGGGACAUUAUCGAACUAUCUUUUGGGGAGCCUACAUCUGUGGACUCGGGGGAGAUCAAGUUUGCCAUGUGCCCCAAGACAGAAUGUCCUAACGUCGAAAGUGAGGAGGAAUUCAAGGCUGCCAUCAAGGCCAAGCGAGCCAAAGGCAAGAAGGUACUCCUAUCAAUCGGGGGGCAGAACGGCCAGGUCCAGCUCAAAACGACCGAGGCGAGGGACAAAUUCGUCAGCUCGGUGGGAGGUAUCAUCGACAAAUAUGGCCUUGACGGCCUGGAUAUCGAUUUUGAGGGGCACUCUCUUUACCUCGACCAGGGAGAUACCGACUUCAAGAAUCCAAAGACGUCCGUGGUUGUCAACUUGAUUGCUGCCUUGAAGUCCCUGAAGGAAAAGUAUGGCAAGGCCUUCGUCUUGACCAUGGCACCAGAGACUUUCUUCGUGCAGCUGGGGUACAGUUCCUAUGGCCCCUCGAACGGCAACGAUGCUCGCGCGGGAUCCUAUCUGCCUGUCAUCCACGCCAUGCGAGAUGACUUGACUGUUCUGCAGGUACAGAACUACAACUCCGGCCCGAUCAUUGGUCUUGAUGACCAGUACCAUAACGUCGGCACUCCGGACUUCCUCAUUGCCAUGGCGGAUAUGCUCAAGGCUGGUUUCCCCGUGGCUAAGACGAACAACACCUUCCCACCGCUUCGAGAGGACCAGAUUGCCAUUGGACUACCAUCCACCGUCAGCGCUGGCAACGGCUUCGUUGACGAAAAGGGCGUACAGGACGCCCUGAACUGCUUGAUGAAGGGCGAGUCUUGCGGGACCUACAAGCCUCGCGGUGGUAAAUCUCCAUCCUUCAGGGGUCUGAUGGCCUGGUCCAUCAACUGGGACAAAUUCUCCAACUGGGGAUUCCUGAACCCCCACCGCAAGUACCUCGACAGCUUCCCCUGA
Molecule: messenger RNA, 1062 nt
Organism: Trichophyton benhamiae CBS 112371
Lineage: Eukaryota; Fungi; Ascomycota; Eurotiomycetes; Onygenales; Arthrodermataceae
Exons: 2
Coding region: 1-1062 (353 amino acids)
Biological process (GO): carbohydrate metabolic process
Molecular function (GO): hydrolase activity, hydrolyzing O-glycosyl compounds; chitin binding
Source: RefSeq, a predicted model, not a curated record